AUGACACACCCUGACCAAGACGAAAUGAAUGCUGAUACUUUGUCUCCAACCUCUGGACCACCAACUAUCGCGGAGAUGACCUUGGCUACUUUACGGCUCGUACCAUGCACACAAGAAGGAGUAGGUUCCCAAGAUUUUGAAUCACGUUUUGCCUACGAGGCGGAAAAGCUCGGGGUGCCCUUAACGGAUAUACAUGCUUGGCUGAAUAGGCAUGAUGUACCCUCUGUUGAGAUUGCUCUCAAUCAAGAAGGAUCAAAAUUACCUGAUUACUCCCUGUUUAAUUUGUUUGCUACAAGGACAGGAGAUGAUCGACUUGAUAAAGCUGCUAUUCAGGGUCUCUUGAAUCAUGGUGCAUAUCUCAACAGUCUUAGAUCACAGGAGCCCCAUACAAGGACUGAUAGCAACACUGGAGCCGGAUUGACUUUGACGGACAUGGACAACAUUCAUGCCUCGGGAAAUGAUAUCUGGUCAGGAAGGUCGAAUAGGGAAACUCUGUACGUGCUUCUCUCUCACCUCGAUUUCUAUGCCAAUUGUAUCAGGUAA
Molecule: messenger RNA, 543 nt
Organism: Tremella mesenterica DSM 1558
Lineage: Eukaryota; Fungi; Basidiomycota; Tremellomycetes; Tremellales; Tremellaceae
Exons: 3
Coding region: 1-543 (180 amino acids)
Source: RefSeq, a predicted model, not a curated record